Molecule: messenger RNA, 888 nt
Organism: Guillardia theta CCMP2712
Lineage: Eukaryota; Cryptophyceae; Pyrenomonadales; Geminigeraceae
Exons: 8
Coding region: 1-888 (295 amino acids)
Source: RefSeq, a predicted model, not a curated record
AUGUCCCGCACACCUUCGAAGCAGAUUGACUUCAAUGCGAAGCUUGAUUCCAUCGCGUGGAAAGGAGAGUGCGAGUAUUGCCAGCAUCCACUUCAAACGACGCUCCGUGCCCUUUUCGACCAGCCUGACAGUGGUAUAGACUAUGAGGAGGGGUCUCCAGGGGCAGCCAUUGUUUGUCCCAAUGCAAGCUGUGGAGAAAGGUAUUAUCUGACUUGCAUGUGCGCAAACGAUGCCUACCCUACCCUCGGGAAAUAUCACAAGCACUGCCGUGAAUGCCCAGGAUUCGGCAUGUGCAUGCCCGAUUGUCGCUUUUCUCACUGCAAUGUGUGCGACGAUCAUUGGGUUGGAGCAAGAUGCGGAUUUGGCUGCUUUAGAGCCUUGCAAGAUUCCGAGACGCGAACAAUGCUGGAGGACAGCAUGGCAGAGGAAUCUACUGAUCAGGAGCACCAACUGGAUGCCAAAGAAGGACACGAGUCAGCACCGCAGAAGGAUGAGGCAGACAUCGCAGAUGUUGAAGAGAGUCUGAACGACACUUGUGCCGAGGAUCAAGGGACAGUUGAGGCAACUCAGGACGUAGUCAUCUCACCAGCAAAUGCAACUGAAGGCGUGGAAGAAAUACGUAUAGAGUCUGGCGUCAAAGCCUUGAGCAAAAGUAGCCCAUCCCGAUUCAAUCUGCGAAUCACACACAUAAGCAACAGUGACCGACAGAGUCAUGAGAACGGGUCAGCGAAGAUCAAGAGGCAUCCAGACCCUGGACCGCAGCUGGCAGUCUCCCCGAGCACGAAGACCUGGUUGUACUUCUUGUGCUCUUUGCACCAAUCUGGCAAGCACUGCCAGAGCGCUGGCUCGGUGGCGUCGUCGAGAAGAAUCGAAAUAGAGGAAGGCUGA